AUGAUACCGCCGCUGAAUUGGCACAAAUGGCUAGUGUUGUCGCUGCUCGGAUUGGCUUUGUCCGCUUGGCCAAUUGGCUGCGAUUAUAGUUCCAUCACCGAGAAAUUUGGAGCGGAAGCUGUUGCUCGAUGCAAUGAAAAAUGCCCAUUCCAGAAUCGAACAACAGAUGGCCAUUUCGACGUGAAUUGUGGAUUGGACUGCAGCGUACAACAAUGUACACUAGGUUGCAGCCUGUGGCAGCAGGGACUUAUGAACUCUUGUCAGAUUGUUUGCAAUGUCACAUCGGAAACUGUAUUUUCGCGGGAGUUAUACUGUGUGAUGGGUUGCAACGAAGCUCUCAAUACGUAUUACCAAAAGAUCAGAGAGUUGAUCGGAACACCCACCGCCCCAGCAUUAGUAGCAGACAGCCUAACAGCAACAUCGCUGUCACUCGUAUGGGAAGCGCCUAAUCUAGGAAACCUGAGCUACUUGGUGCAGUGGCGAUAUGAAGAGCUACCUGGUAGCUGGCAAUACUAUUCGAACACAAGUCACUCUGAUCGCUCUAUCAUUCAUGUAGAUAAUCUGCGGCCAUACACUAAGUACCGAUUCCGAGUUGCUAUCUUCUUAUCCGGUCGUGUUGGAAGCGGUGAGCCAGUGUACUCGGCUCCCUCUGUGGUUAUAUCGACGUUGGAGAGCGGCAAGCCAAGCUCUGCACCUACAGCGUUACGCGCGGCGGCGCCUGAUCCCAGUAGAGUGGCCAUUUCCUGGGAGCCGGGACCUUUCCCCAACGGACCGUUGAUUUCUUACGUACUGAGGCUCGCUGAUACCCAACCUAACACUAAUGACGCAUUGGAGGAUAUGCCAGCAUCGAACAACACUUUGUUUUAUAUGUUCCAAAAUCUGGCUCCAGCAAGAGAGUACGAGGUGUCGGUUGCAAUGCGCAAUGCUGUUGGUGAAGGUCCUAGAGCUUACGUUAGGAUUUCAACACCACCGCUGCCUAAAUCUGUCCCCAAUCAACAGCCGAUAUUAAUAUUGGGUGGAGAACACAAUAUUUUAGCAGCCCCUGCUAAUGACAUACUCUCCGAUCCAAUAGAGUUGUACAGUACAGAAAAAAUUAUAACAGGAGUUGGAUUGGACAUGUCGAGUGAUUCGUUAUUCGUAUCCGUAUCAAACGGCUACGUGUAUCGAAGCUCAUUAUCAAAGAAAAGCUUUUCCGAAACUAUUCUUACGCCUAAAAAUAUUUCAUACAAACCUUUAGAUUUAUCAGUGGAUUGGUUAAACCGACAUUUGUAUGUACUAGGAGAAGUAUAUUAUGCGAGAGAGGGCCCCAGUUGGUUAAAUACUUCGUCGUUAUAUUCAAAUUGGGAGAUAAUUCGUUGUGAUUUUGAUGGAAAAAAUCAGAUUGUUGCUUUGUCAGGAUUCAAUUCUCGACCGAUACAUUUCGAAGUGGAUGCUUAUAACGGGUAUUUAUUCUGGGCGCUACGCGGCGUAGAGAGAGGUGGUUUAUAUAGGUUGGACUUAGCCAAUAUCUCAAACGGAGUUCGCCACGACGCACCGCCAGAAUUAAUAGUGAGAGACGCACACCUAGGGGCUUUUACUGUGGACCAUGCUGACUUUAGACUUUUAGUCGCCCAUUUGAAAAGAAAUACUGUCUUGGCGGUAUCUUUAGACGGACGAGAAGUAACAGACUUCAGAACAAACACCCAAACACCAAUGUUUUCUUCCGUACGAUCGAUAGCAUACGCUAGCGGCCUCUUUUACUGGACUAACGGCAGAGAAAUGUUGAUUGAGGAAUACCACGCCAAAAGCGAUAGCUAUUUCCACAACGAGUACCCUUUGGCUUAUAAUACCAAGUUGAUCGCGACCAGUCAUGUUCUGGUGGCUUUGAGGAGUUGUCAGCCAAUACCAGUGCCAGUGAAUCCACCAUUAGGCGUACAAAGUGUAAUGGGAAUUAAUCGAGCGAAAGUAUCAUGGUCCCCGCCGCAUCUUUUGGGUCAUCAGGGAAUCGGGGCUUGGCAGCAAUGGACAUUUCAUCUUCAGUUGUCAAUGGACAACGGCGAUACUAUCAAUAUAAAAAACAUCAAUGAAUCUGCGUACGUGGUUGAAAAUUUAAAGCAAGAUACGGAAUAUGUUAUUAAAGUGGCAGCAGAAACAGAAUCUGGUUCAGGUCCUUGGUCUUCUGAAUUUGUAGGAAAGACUUUUGCAUCAUCACCCACGACACUACACAGCACUUUACUUUGGUCUGGACCUGAUGGUCUCCUACAAACAGAUUUAACCGGAGAUAACUUGCAAACUUUGAUUCACAGGGCGCAUUUGAAAAACCUUUACAUUACCGAUAUUUCGUGGUAUCGCGACAAGCUGUACUUAGUAACAAAUGCUUCAACCGUGAUGUGGUACAAUACAACGUCGCAUGAAAAAGGCUUGAUGCCCAAUAUGGACAACGUUGGCAGUUUGGCCGUUGAUUGGGUUGGGAAGAAGAUUUACUGGUCAAAUCCUAAGCAACAAUUGAUUACGCGUGGUAAUUUUGAAGGUGGAAACCGCGAGCCCGUGCCAAUAGUUACGGUAGCAAAAGAACUAACUAUCGAUUCAUUGGGUGCAUAUAUUUACUGGAACACAGGCCACGCUGUUGAAGCUGCAAGACUCAAUGGCGAAAACAAAAUUAUUUACUACCCUGCACAAUUAUUCAGUGGCAAACAAGUAAUGGGCUUGACGGCGGAUUUGGAAAAGAAAUGGUUAUAUUGGCUUGUCAGAAGUUAUGAUGGUUCUGAAUUACAUCGAGCGCCAACGGCUGACAAAAUAUCUACUGGUGUUAGCGAGGUAUCCGGAUCGCUUGUUACACGAUUGGCUGGAACAGCAACGCUGGGUCCACUCUGCUACUUUAGUGGACGAUUGGUUUGGGUUCAAGAUGCAUCGAGAGCGGUUGUUUCUGACUUGGCAGGCAAAUAUACAGCCGAAUUGGUGCCAAGAGUUCAUGUUAUUGCUGUAAGAGAUCCAUCGCUACAUGCUGAUAGCGAAUCACUCAUAGCAAUCCCGGAGACUAUCAACGCUUCGUCAAUAUCAGUGGUGGGUACGUGGGAACGGUUCAAUGUAACAUGGGCGCCAGCACAGCGUGUUAAUGUCAAGAAUGGACGCGUCUUCUACGAUGUCAGUCUUCAAUUCGAAGGACAAUUCAAAAUUGAGAGGACAGUAGACGUGCCAUGGGUCGAGGUGGCAGAACGGUCACCUUCGCCGUACAGCAGCAUGGAGGUGACAGUCCGCGCGCACACGCACUGGGGCGGCGGCGCGGCGGCGCGCACUCACGCGCACUCGCCGCCGGCCGCGCCCUCCGCGCCGCGCGACCCCGCGCUCUACGUGCAGCCCGCGCACAGUGGUGGUCCACUGACUGCAGUAUUCCGAUGGAAGCCGCCUUCUCGAGCCAAUGGUAUAAUUCGUGGGUAUGAAGCGCAAUGUUGGUCCUUGUCCAUAUCUUCUUUCACAACGGAUUCGGCUGUCAAAACUUCAGCCUGCCCAGAUUCGUUGUUGUCUCCAUUACACACGCAACUUAUGCUGAGACAACUGAUGCCUGAUUCUACAUACUACUUUCGGGUCAGAGCUUAUACGGAUGCCGGGUUCGGACCAUAUUCAGAGGUAGUUUCAUCACCGUCCGAUGAAAUAAACCCGGUACCGAAAGUAAUGCUAUCUUCUCAAGAGUCAAUAAGAAUUUUCGAUUUAGACUCCGGCGAAAGUGAAAUUAUACCGAAAAGCACGGGCAAGCCUGUUGACUUUGUGGUGUCCACAGAAGAAAAUGUUGUGUACUGGGUUAAUAAUUUAGAAGAAAUAUUCUCAUCUAGAAUUAAUGGCAGCGGUCACUACAAGUUAACGUCUAUUAACGGCUCAGCUACAAGCAUCUGUGUUGACUGGGUAGGUCGUUCAGUGUACUGGACCCAACAUGAUAUUACUGCUACCGAAUCUUACGUAACUUAUCGGGCAGAUUUGGGAAUACCUAACACAAGACCCAAAAUCUCACGAGUGUUUUCAAGAAAACAAGCCAUUUAUAGCCUACAAAUUGCUCCUUUACACGGGUCACUAUUCUGGUAUGAAGAAAGUAAUCAUCCAGGUUUAGGCACACUAAUGACGUCAAAGGUGAAUGGCUCGAACAUACGUUCCUUUUUUGCCAACAAUGAAGAAGAUCCUGACUUACGCAGCAAUUGCAAUUGCCCUGAAAAUCCCCAAGUCGCCAGAACGUUCGCUCUUGACAUGACAAAAGAUGAUAUCGAAUUUUAUUGGGUCGAUCCUUGGGUGCACCAAAUUGUAGCGACAGAUAUAAGGGCUUGCAAAUGUAGGAUAGUAGUGGAUGCAGGAAAGAAAAAAUAUGGUUUCACUCCCAUGGCCAUCACUAUAGAUAGUAAAUACGUUUAUUGGUUUAAUUCUACAGAAAAAUCAAUUUAUUAUACGAACAAACGUAGAAAAAGAGAUAUCGAACAUGUGAAAGCUUCGUAUGGCUAUAAAAUAAUGACUUUAGAUCCUGCAAAUCAACCAUAUCCGCCAAGGCAAUGCUUAUUUCCGAAAGCGGAGAACCUGCUUCCAAAAGUUCUUUCAAACUCUGCCAAUAGUAUAACCCUACAGAUGCCCAAAGUUGGUAAACCUAACUAUUGCAAUGAUAUCGAAUAUGAAAUGACAGCAACUGAGUUUACGGUGUACUAUCGUUUGCAAACAUCAAAUGAUUCGACGACCUGUGACAAGGAAACUUGUCCGUAUAUAACAACCACGAAUACUGAGUUAGUGCUCAAUGAAUUAAGCCCAUUUACAAAUUAUACCGUGAUGUUGGAAGCGACCAAUUACUAUGCAAAACUUCACGAGGUCAAACCUAUUAUUGGUUCCUCCUUAAUUCUUCAAACGGCCGCUGAAGCACCAACGCCACCUAGAGACGUCAUUGGCAUAGUUCUAAGUCCAGUGCUAGCGCGUGUGGAAUGGACUCCAGACCCUGGCUUGUGGUACGAACUUCACUGGCGAACGGAUGAUUCAUCUUCAUUACCUCAUAAAUUGAAAGAGCACAACACGUUCGAGGUGUCGGAGGGGCGGAGCGCGAACAUGAGCCGGCUGAGCCCCGGCACCGCGUACGUGGUGUGGGUGCGCGCGCGCUCGGCGCACAGCGCGCUGGCGGCCGACUCGCCGCCGCUGCGCCUGCGCACCUUCCCGCCGCCCGCGCCGCUCGCGCUGCGCCGCGCCCGCGCCUACGACCUGCAAGUGCUCUGGCCGCCGCCCACCGCCUACCAACUGCACCAGUAUAAAGUAGAAUACGCAGAAUCGUCGAUGUCGAAAGAUUUGUGGAAGAUGUGUGUGCAGAGUGAGCGCGACGAGUGGACCGCAAGUGGUUUAAGACCACGGACUCGGUAUCGCUUCCGUCUUCGCCUGCAAUACGUCGCACACGCGCCUCCGUAUCACUGGCCACAUGAUGACCGCUUUACUUUCGAAACUCUUGGAGACGUCCCGGGACCACCUGGACCACUACGGAUAGAAGCAGUGGGAGAUAAAGUACUUCGCGCCUGGUGGUCGGAACCAGACCCCAGAGGAUCACCGGUAACUGCCUACCGCGUUUGGGGACGACCACAACACCGGGAUACAAAUGCCGAGGAAAGUAAUGUGAAAAAUCUCAGUGAGUUACUGCCUGCUGAUUUGCCGAGCGACAUUGAUGAUGAAAUGAAAAUGCUCAUUUUACGUGAAGGCCUGGAGUUGCUUCAUAAUGGAACUGAGACGUACUGGCUGAUCGGCGCGGGCGAGGUGUCGCAGGGCUACGUGGCGCGCGUGCAGGCGCGCAACGAGUACGGGUGGGGCGCGCUGUCGGCGGGCGCGGCGCUGUCGGGCGCCGAGCUGGCGCGCGCGCACCCCUUCGCGCUGGCCGCCGCGCUCGCCGCACUCGCCGCGAUCGCCGCCCUCGGGCUCGCUGCGCUCCUCUACACAUACAAAAAUCGCAAUAAGAAAAAAGCUGCCAUCGAAAAUCAAAUAACAAGUGCCACGCCUAGAAGAGGUCCUGACGUUGAACUCGCCACGUUACGCCAACUGCCCAUCAGACAUUCCACGAACAUACUGUAUAACCAGGGUGCGAUAAGUCCUACGGAGGCAGAACUGUCAGCUUUGCCUCACGUGCGUCGCGAACACAUAACGUUGAACAAGUUCCUAGGCUCGGGCGCGUUUGGAGAAGUGUUCGAGGGCAUCGCCAGGCAGCUCAGUAACGGCGCCGCGGAAACCAAGGUCGCUGUUAAGACUCUCAGAAAAGGAGCGACUGAACAAGAAAAGAGUGAAUUCCUAAAAGAAGCCGCCCUGAUGUCAAACUUCAAACACGAACAUAUUUUACGUCUGUUGGGCGUGUGCCUUGACAACGAUCCUAACUACAUCAUCAUGGAACUCAUGGAGGGAGGAGAUUUGCUAAGCUACCUCAGAGCUAAACGAGCCUCAUUGUAUACGCCAGAAUCACUAACUCUUCUGGACUUAUUAAACAUGUGCGUGGACGUGACAAAAGGCUGUCGUUAUUUAGAAGAAAUGCAUUUCGUCCACCGAGACCUGGCCGCUAGAAACUGUUUGGUAGCUCAUAGAGCUGGAGGAAGAGUCGUCAAGAUCGGUGACUUUGGGCUUGCUAGAGAUAUUUACAAGAACGACUAUUACAGAAAGGAAGGCGAAGGGUUGCUGCCUGUACGGUGGAUGGCUGUGGAAUGUUUAGUGGACGGCGUUUUCUCGUGUCAGUCCGACGUAUGGGCUUGGGGUGUGCUAUGUUGGGAGGUGCUGUCUCUGGGCCAGCAGCCGUACCCGGCGCGCACCAACCGGCAGGUGCUGGGCUACGUGCGCGCCGGCGGCACGCCCGACCGCCCGCCCAACUGCCCGCCCCAACUGUACGAGUUGCUGCAAAAGUGCUGGAGCUACAACGCAGAGGCGCGGCCGUCCUUCCGGCAGUGCCUGGACGUGGUGACGGCGCUGCGAGACGCCACGGCGCCGCGCGCGCCGCUCGCCGCGCUGCCCGCGCCCGCGCCCGCGCAGUACCUCACGCUGCUGCCCGACGAUGCAGUCGACAACCGCACCUACCUGCUGGACGAGAAUGAAAACGCCUGCGUAGAUGAAGAUUUUCUCGAACACCAGAUGGAGCCUUCAAGUCUUUUACCGCAGCAUCCUACAAAAUAUCUCGAACUGAUGUACGACAGUGACUCGGGAGCCGACACGCUGUGCGACGGCUAUGAGAUACCAAGAACUCCCAUAACAUACACGCCCUUCUCGAGGCACAGUAUAGUGGGAGUAGCACCAAAUAGACUGAUCAAGCCCCCCUUGUACAGAACGCACUCACUUCGAGCACCGCCUCUACGAACGCAUUCGCUGCGUACGCAAUCGCUACGGGCGAACACGCGACCACCCAACGCCACUAUAAUACCAUUACGAAAUGGCAUCCUCAAAAGAUCUUCUCUAUGUGAUAGUACUUCAAGAGAACCUCGUCCGAGUUCUUCACGCGAGGUAGAAUUCGACAAACAUAGUUUUAAGACUCCAUUUUGA
This is a messenger RNA of Parnassius mnemosyne (clouded apollo), 7494 nucleotides long. NCBI's taxonomy places the organism in Eukaryota, Metazoa, Arthropoda, Insecta, Lepidoptera, Papilionidae. The record is from the annotation of a GenBank genome assembly.